Messenger RNA from Macadamia integrifolia, 1559 nucleotides. RefSeq names its product phosphoglycerate mutase-like protein 1. The record is from RefSeq and is a predicted model, not a curated record. Bases 153 to 1190 code for a protein of 345 amino acids. Gene Ontology annotation, molecular function: phosphatase activity. Gene Ontology annotation, cellular component: cytoplasm. Lineage: Eukaryota; Viridiplantae; Streptophyta; Magnoliopsida; Proteales; Proteaceae. The transcript is spliced from 10 exons.
CCUUCCUCCUACUUUACGUGGAGACUGGGAGUUGCGACCGGGUCGCAGAGAUAGUGAGUUGGUACCAAACCCUCCAUGCCACGCACACCAUUAUAAAGCAGACAAAAAAUUGAAGAAAAAAAAAAAAACUAACCCAUUACUGGCCAUUACCCAUGGUGGCAUUGGCCAAUACCCAUUUUGCGAUUUGUUCUUCCUCGUCUUCCAUUUCCAUUUUCGUUUCCAGUUUCUUGUCCAGAGCUACCAGACGACCUCCGCUUUCUUUUCCUCCACUUCUUACACCGACGACAGCUCGCUCCACUUCCGUUUGCUUCUCCACUCUCUCAAAUAUGGAUGGCACUGCAGGCCCUACUCUGUUUCCAUUGCAUCGGUGUAAAACUUUGCACCUGGUGAGACAUGCUCAAGGAAUUCACAAUGUGGAAGGUGAAAAGGACCGUAAAGCAUAUCUAUCUCCAAAACUUUUUGAUGCACACCUUACCCCCCUGGGGUGGCAGCAGGUUGAUAAUUUGCGUAAGCAUGUUCACUCAUCUGGAAUCGCCAAGAACAUUGAAUUAGUUAUUACAUCUCCUCUGCUAAGGACAAUGCAAACAGCUGUUGGAGUAUUUGGUGGGGAGAGCUAUGUAGAUGGGGUGAAGGCACCUCCACUAAUGGUCUCAAAUGCUGGGAAUAGUGACCGUCCUGCAAUUUCAAGUAUAGAUUGUCCACCGUUUCUUGCCGUGGAGCUUUGUCGAGAACACUUGGGAGUUCACCCAUGUGAUCAGAGAAGAAGCAUUCAAGAGUAUAAGCCUCUUUUUCCUGCCAUUGAUUUUUCCCAGAUAGAAAGUGAUGAGGACAUUUUGUGGAAGGCGGACUAUAGAGAGGCAAAGGAAGAAGUUGGAGCUAGGGGAAUGGAGUUUAUUAACUGGUUGUGGACACGACAAGAGAAGGAGAUUGCAGUUGUUACUCACAGCGUAUUCAUGUUUCAUACCCUAAGUAAUUUUGGAAAUGACUGUCAUCCAGGGGUGAAGAAAGAGCUCUGCAAACACUAUGCUAAUUGCGAGCUCCUCUCCGUGGUGAUUGCUGACAGAGGUAUGAGAGGGUCAGACAUCUCCAAGACCAAUUUUCCAGGGAAAAUUCCUGGUGGACCUGAUCCCCCCAGCGAAGUUGCAGAUGAGUAUCAGAAAAAGAAGGGAGUUCCUAAUUCUUCAGCCUAAUUGCUGGGCAAGUUGGAUGUUGAAAUCUCACUCACCCAUAAUAGCAUUCUUGGGAAGUGGGUAUGAAGGUUCCUGCUUCAUUUAGGAUAUAAACCAUUCUGGUUUUUUCAGGCAAUACCAAUAAUCUUGAACAGAGUUAUGCCAUUCAGAGAUAAUGGUAGGCAUUGAUUGUUUUAUGAGGUGAAGUCUGACACAUUCUAGCAGAAGAGUUGGAUUAAACUUCUAUUACAGGAUUAGAAUUGAAUUCAUGUUCUUGGGUAGUUUGUUCUCUGUGCCAGCAGCAGGAAGAUUCUAUCAAAUUUUCCCUUUUGUUAGGGAAACAAUACUACUAAGUUAUAGUUCUUAAAUAUUGCAAGUUUAUUCCUUUUA